GUGCGGUGUGGUCUGGGCGUGGCGAUAUGUUUUCGUUGCAUUGGUUGCAUUAGAAAAACAAAUGUAAUGUUAUGGGCAAUUUUGUUGGCUGCAAUACGUUUAAUUUAGAAGUUCACAAAGGUUUAUAAAGCCACAGACGGAAGGAGGAAGUAACAUUAGGGAUAGUUUGCUGGUGAGGAGGAAAAGACAGUAAACAGUCCAUAAUUCAUUGCUGGAUCAGUGCGUCUGACCUCAAACAUUCAGGUGAGUGUUUGUCCAGCAGAAUCAGGAGGGAGAUGUUUGGCAGGAAAAAUAAACGACCAGCAGCGCCGAAAGGCCAAGGGGCAGCUGCAGCCAAACAGAUGGGGUUGUUGCUUGAUUUUAAGCCAAAUGAUAUGAUGGACAUGGACCAGGAUCUGAGUGAUCCAGCUUUAGAAGCUGAAUUUGCUGCCAUUGUUGGGAAGAAACCAACAGCACCUGCCAGGGGUAAAAAGGCUGACAAAGCCCCGUUACCAAUGGAGGAUAUUGAAAAAAUGGCGGAGGCAUGCAUGAAGGACAUCGAUGAUGAUGAUGAUGCAAACCUGGAGGAUGAUGAAGACCUUCUGGCUGAGCUACAGGAAGUGGUUGAAGGGGAGGAAAUGGAGGACUCAGGGGCCGCAACCCCAUCCUCAACUGUUAGCGCAGAAGUUCCUUCAGCAGAUCCGACACCAGUAAGCCAGGAACCUAAAGUCAAAUCGAUUUCUGGGAGUAUUGAACACACCUUAGACGAGAGAAUUAACAUGUACAGAAAGGCUAUUACAAAUGCCAAAGCCUCAGGGGAAUCCUCUAAAGCUCGGCGAUAUGAGAGAGGCCUUAAGACAUUACAAACUAUGCUGGCAACUGUACGGAAAGGAGGAAAGAUUGACGAAACAGAGAUUCCUCCUCCAGUUACAGGAGCCACUUGUGGUCCGAAUCAGCCCCCUGCCCAAAGUGCAGUGUCACCUGACAGCGCUGUUGACAUUUCCCCAGUCUCCAUGGAGACGGCACCUGUUCUCAUGGAUCCAACACUAAACACUAGAAAGGAAUCCUCUGGUUUACCAUCACCUGCUUCCUUGUCAGUUCCAGAUGAGGAACAUACAGGAAAAGCUGUAGAAGAGUCUCCAGUCGAACAGCCCCCUAAAGACAUUUUGCUAGAGAGACAGAAAGACUACAGGAUGGCAGCUCUCAAGGCCAAACAUGCAGGGGAUAUUGAGAAAGCCAAAAUGCACAUAAAGGCCAGCAAGGCAUUCGAUGCAGCAAUUGAGGCUUUGGAGAAAGGUCAGCCGGUGGACAUGAGCUCCCUCCCACCCCCUCUGGCUCAAGCCUCCAUAGUUACUCAGUCUAAACCUCAGGAAGCUGUUAAAGUCUCACCUGAAGCCAAUGAAGGACAAGCUCAUAGUGGUUCUGGCCCAGCUGAGCCCAAGACUGUUCUUGAAGCUCUAGAACAGAGGAUGGCAAAGUAUAAAGAGGCCUUUACACAAGCUAAAGCGAGCGGGGAUGAUCGCAAGGCCCGAAUGCAUGACCGCAUUGCUAAGCAAUACCAGGCUGCCAUCCGUGCUCAUAAAGCAGGUCGAACAGUCAAUUACGAUGAACUUCCAGUCCCGCCAGGUUUUCCUCCAAUCCCAGGCCAGAAAGCCACUUCACCUGAGCAAGGAUUGGCUGCUGUGCUAGAAACAGCCAAUAAGCUGACAUCUAAUGAAACUGAAGCUGGGGAUGAAAACGAAGAUGAAGAUGGGGAUGAGAAGGUGGCAGAGGUUAAAACUGCAAAAUUAGACAACGAAAAGAAACCCACGCUCGCAGUACCACCAACAAUACAGGAGCCGAAAAGAAGCCCUUCCCCUGACAGGACGUCCAAAAGAGGGAGUCUGACUGACACUGCUCAGCAGCAGUUGGAGUUUCUGGAGAGCCGUAAAAAGCAGUACAUGAAAGCAGCACUGCAGGCUAAACAGAAGCAAGACCUAGAGCAGGCCAAGACCUUCCUGCGCACAGCCAAGGGUUUGGAGCCUAUGAUAGAAGCAGUGCGUAGCGGUAAAACAGUGGACGUAAGCAAGGUGCCUUCACCACCUGGAGAUGAAGAGGAGGACUUCAUCUUAGUCCAUCACAGUGAUGUUCAGAUAUCAGAGAAGUCUGAGCAAGUCUACACUCAACUUACCAAACUACUGAAAGAGCAACAUGAGAAAUGCGUGACGUAUUCCAAGCAGUUUACGCACAUGGGGAACGUUGCAGAGACGACCAAGUUUGAAAAAAUGGGAGAGCAAUGUAACAAGAGCCUGGAGGUCCUUAAACUGGCACAGAAUAGGGGGCUUGAGCCUCCUAAACAUCACUUUGAGGAGAGAACUUAUCGCACCGUCAGGAUAUUUCCGGACCUCACUAGUACAGACAUGAUUGUGAUGAUUGUAAGGGGGAUGAAUCUUCCUGCUCCCUCUGGCAUUGCAACCAGUGACUUGGAUGCAUAUGUCAAAUUUGAAUUCCCAUACCCCAGUACAGAUCAACCUCAGAAACAUAAAACAUCAGUCGUUAAAAAUACAAACAACCCAGAGUAUAACCAGAGCUUCAAGCUGAACAUCAAUCGUAACCAUCGUGGCUUCAGAAGGGUGGUGCAGUCUAAAGGUCUAAAGCUGGAGGUUCUGCACAAAGGUGGCUUUCUGAGAAGUGACAAACCAGUAGGAGCAGCCCACCUCAAACUGGAGAAACUGGAAUCUGAAAGUGAAGUGAGGGAGAUAAUCGAGGUCAUGGAUGGGCGAAAGCCCACAGGUGGUCUUUUAGAGGUAAAAGUGCGACUCAGAGAGCCACUGAGUGGUCAGGACCUCCAAACUAUCACAGAACGCUGGCUGGUACUGGAAGAACCACAGGUACUGCUGUAAUUGACACAGACCUACAAAACAUCUUCAUAAAGUACUGACUGAGGUCUCAACGCUUUAUCAAGAGUAGAGGAGAUUAUGGAAGGCUGUAGCUGCUAGUUUCAGGCACUAAACACAAGAUGAAUAUUAAAAGGACAUUUCAUACGCACUAUGUGCUUUAAGAGACAUUCACAGAGAGAGUGUCACUGACAGAGGCAGGUCACUUUGUCUUUUUUUUUUUAGGGUGAAAAAGUUUGGAUGUUGCAGUUGGGGUCAAAAAAGUUAUAAUAAUACAGUGGAUAUUAAGAUGAGGCAGUAGACACUUGUGUGAGAUUGAUCUUCCUCUUUGCCCUUUGAGAUGGAUUGCCUCUUGAUUUUGUAAUAACGUUUACUCCAGCUGUUACGUUAAUGCUUUGGAGUUCAUGCCAAUGAGAGCUGAGCUUUUUUUGCUGCUCUGGGAUGCACUUCUGCACUAAUGCCAAAGUAAUCACUGUUGCUGCAGUAAGAUAAAUGACUUAAUCUCGUCUCCCUGAUAGUAGGAGCCUAUGGCUGCCAUGUCAUUACUACUUAUAUUAGUGCUAUGCAAAUUAGUCAGUUGCAGUAAGCUAUGCACAAACGAUUGCAUUUAAACUCCAAACACUUCGCCUGACAUUUCACAACUUUGUUAUAUUAUGUGAACUGGCUGUUUAACACUGGUUAAUUGUGGAUAAGUAGUGCCAGAGUACUGUUUAUAUUUUCCUUAAAGCCAUAAACCAGCUUUUAUUUUUUGAACUAGAUGUGAAUUAUUUAUCAAAUCUUCCGAAUUAUCUGUUUUUCGUUCUGCUUUUUGCACAUGUAAAUGAGUGCUGCCACCAGAUUUAAAAUAAGAAAAUCUUUCCCGUAGUAGUUUAACUUAUAUAAGCGUUUUGGCACUUUGGUGAUAAUUUGUUGUACUAGUAGUUGGGCUGCAAUAGUCAGAAGAGCCACUUUUGUUGCCAUUUAAACUUAGCAAAGGAAGACCUAUGCGUCUUAGAGAGUUGUGUGUGUAUAUAUGUAUAAAAAAAACUUUUAAUUGGUCAAUUUAUUUGAUGCAUACAGCUGAUCUUACGUUUGACAGUCUUGAUCUGUCUGAAUUGCAAAUGCUCCUACAAGUCACUUUAGCCAUAUUUAGCCAAUGUUUACAUUGCAAUCUUGUGUGCACUUAAGUUAUUGUUUUAAGAUUUGAUGGGCACCUUCACUUGCCAUAGAUUUAAUUCAGAAUUCAUUCAGUCUUGUUCACUUUGCCAGUCUAAAAAUAACUCAUUUAGGUCUUCGAGAUAUUUUGUUUUUAGGCCUGGACAAUGUGAAAUCUUGGUUAAUAAGUCUGAUUUAUAUGCUGUGCAGCUCUGUCCAUUCAUUUCAUUCACAGUUGUUUUCAUCUCAUGUGAAUUAUUUGGUUUUUAACAGCUCUGGCACUUUGAAAGAGCAAUUUAACAGUCACAGACGGAGCCUAGUCCUGGCUUAAAUUAUACUGUCUGGGUCACUUCAUCACUACAUUUGAUUCAUCAAAUUAUAAGGCUUUUACUGAAAACCGGCUCCGAGUUGACUGGUCAUUUCACUCUUACUAGGAUCUCAUACUAUAUAGUUUAAAUAUGUAGGUUUUUACUGUUCUGACGUUAUGGUUUUAUUUUUUGCCUGUAUUUUAUUUUUUUUCAAGUUUGUAAACCUUGUUUUGUUAUUAAAUGAGAAUUUAAGAAUUGUAGUUUUUUCCUUUAAAGACUUGAUGGAAAUGCAAGCCUUUAUUCUACCUUACAUGCAGAUUAUUUAACAUGUCUUCAAAAGACAAAGAUGGCAUAUUUUUAUAUAUUCAACAGGUUUCAUAAAGACUGCUUUUAUUGACAUUUGUAGUGUACAAUAAAGAAAAGAUGUAUAUUCA
Molecule: messenger RNA, 4731 nt
Organism: Paramisgurnus dabryanus
Lineage: Eukaryota; Metazoa; Chordata; Actinopteri; Cypriniformes; Cobitidae
Gene: cc2d1b
Product: coiled-coil and C2 domain containing 1B
Molecular function (GO): DNA-binding transcription repressor activity, RNA polymerase II-specific
Source: RefSeq, a predicted model, not a curated record